Messenger RNA from Ilex paraguariensis (yerba mate), 372 nucleotides. The record is from the annotation of a GenBank genome assembly. Lineage: Eukaryota; Viridiplantae; Streptophyta; Magnoliopsida; Aquifoliales; Aquifoliaceae.
AUGGCAGUGUCUAACGUAGUCAGUACUUUCACCGUUUUGGCGAUCUCUAUAAUGUGUGUUGGAAUUCUAAUUUUGGACAACAACGUGGUCUCCGGCCAGUGCCAAGGCGACUUCACGGGACUCAUACAACAGUGUUCAAGGUACGUCCAGAAGCCGGGGCCGGAAGUCAAUCCGUCUCCGGGAUGUUGCAGCGUCGUGAAGACGGUGGACCUUCCCUGCGUUUGCCAACAUAUCACUAAGGAUGCUGAGCAGAUCAUUAGCAUGGAAAAAGCAACCUAUGUAGCUAAGUUCUGUGGCAAAGCACUUGCCCAUGGAACUAAAUGUGGAAGUGGUGGUAUCGGAGCUUCGGGUGGUCCUAUGAUCCAGACUUAA